Molecule: messenger RNA, 1191 nt
Organism: Metarhizium robertsii ARSEF 23
Lineage: Eukaryota; Fungi; Ascomycota; Sordariomycetes; Hypocreales; Clavicipitaceae
Product: NADP:D-xylose dehydrogenase
Exons: 2
Coding region: 1-1191 (396 amino acids)
Molecular function (GO): nucleotide binding
Source: RefSeq, a predicted model, not a curated record
AUGGGCUCUGGAACUCCAUACACGGUCAAAUGGGGCAUCAUGGCCACGGGCGGCAUCGCAGAGACCUUCUGCAAAGACCUCCUCACCGACCCGGCCACCCGCUCCGUGCACGACAUCAAGCACCAAAUCGUCGCCGUGUCGUCCUCCAGCUCGGCAGACCGCGCCGCCAACUUCAUCAAGAAGAUCGACGGCCCGUCUACGGCCAAGGCAUACGGCUCCUAUGCCGAGCUCGUGGCUGAUGCCAACGUCGACAUCGUCUACGUCGCCACCCCGCAUAGCCACCACUUCCAGAAUGCCAUGCUGGCGCUGGAAGCCGGCAAGAACGUGCUCUGCGAGAAGGCGCUGACCGUGACGGCGAGCCAGGCCAGGAAGCUGGUCGCCAAGGCCAAGGAGAAGAAGGUGUUCUUCAUGGAGGCCGUCUGGACGAGAUACUUCCCGCUGAGCAUCAAGAUCCGCGAGAUGAUUAGCAGUGGGGAAAUUGGCACCGUCUACAGGACGCUGGCCGACCUCUCGUUCAACGAAAACACGCCGCAGACAGACGGCAUCGUCAGCUUCCCCGACACGCACCGCAUGGUCAACAAGGACCUCGCGGGCGGCGCGCUCCUCGACCUCGGCGUCUACCCACUCACCUGGGUCUUCCAGACGCUCUACCACGUCCAGCCGUCGGCGACCAAGGAGGCGCCGCGCGUGCUCGCGGCGAUGAACCAGUACCGCACGGGGGCCGACGAAAACACCAGCAUCAUCUGCCACUUCCCGGGCACUAGGGCCAUGGGCGUGGCGACGACGUCCAUGCUCGUCGGCACCAGCCCGCACGGCGACGCGACGGCGGCACCCGCCAUCCGCAUCCAGGGGUCCAAGGGCGAAAUCCAAGUGCCGCACCCUGCGUACCGCCCGCUCUCCUACAGCGUCAUCAAGAAGGACGGCGACGGCACCGUCAAGGUGGUCGAGUGCCCGAUCCCCACGGACCCGGCGCGCGGCAACUGGGGCCACGGCAUGUUCUGGGAGGCAGACGAGUGCGCACGGUGCCUGCGCGACGGCAAGCAGCAGAGCGCCACGAUGCCAUGGGACGAGAGCAUCGUCAUCAUGCAGACCAUGGAGGACGCCCUCCGGCAAGGCGGCGUCGCCUACCCCGACCUGAUAACCACGGAUGUCUUUGACGAAAAGAGUCCACUGAACACGGGAAACAAAUAA